UCCGGCUCCUCCCGAAGCGGCGGGUGCCGGGGAUGCUGCGCUUUGCGGGGCUCCGCGCCUCCGCAGGCCUGGCCUCCGCGGCCAGUGCCCCCGCCGCCCCGCGCCCCCCGGGCCUUCGCCUCUUCCUCCGCGCCGCGACCAUGGAGCGCCCCGCAGCGGGAGAAAUAAAUUCCAACCAGUGUGAAAGUGUGCUAAGAGAAGAGAAGGUGUCAGGGGAACUAAAAGCCAGCACUGUAGAUUCUCUGACAGACAUGCCAUUUGCUACUGUAGAUAUUCGAGAUGACUGUGGAAUCACUGACGUACCUCAAAUGAAUUCAAAGAGAAGCAAAGAGAAAGAAGGCAUCAAGAAUGAUCACAUAAAGAAGAGGAAGAAAGCCCUGAAAGAUUAUCAACCCAACUAUUUCUUGUCUGUUCCGAUCACCAACAAAAAGAUCACAGCUGGAAUUAAGGUCUUGCAAAAUGCGAUACUGCAACAGGAUAAGCGGCUGGCCAAAGCCAUGGUUGGUGAUGGUUCCUUUCAUAUCACCUUGCUAGUGAUGCAGUUAUUAAAUGAAGAUGAAGUAAACAUUGGUACUGAUGCACUUUUGGAACUGAAGCCAUUCAUUGAGGAAAUCCUUCAAGGGAAACACCUGACUUUGCCCUUCCAAGGAAUUGACACUUUCCAAAGUCAGGUUGGCUUUGUGAAGCUAGCAGAUGGAGAUCACAUCAACACACUUACGGAGAUAGCAGAGACUGCAAAAAGAACAUUUCAAGAAAAAGGCAUCCUGGCAGGAGAAAACAGACUCUUUAAGCCUCACUUGACCUUUAUGAAACUGUCAAAAGCACCAAUGCUCAGGAAGAAGGGAGUGAAGAAAAUAGCACCCGAGUUGUAUGAACAAUUUAUCAACCACAGAUUUGGGGAAGAAAUACUGUACCAGAUAGAUCUCUGCUCCAUGCUGAAGAAAAAACAAAGCAAUGGUUAUUACCACUGUGAGGCUUCGAUUGUGAUUGGUGAGUUGGAAAGCCCAUCCUCCGCGAUCCUACGGAGAUACAGCAAGGAGAGACCCAACGGGCCCAGUGGCAAGAAACCAGUUGGGAUCCAAGACAUAAUUAAUGAAGCUUUGCACCGAGAAAGGAUGGAGCUGAAGUCCAAAGUGAAACAGAUAAAGGAACUUUUGCUAAAGCCUGAGACUCAGGCCAUGAUUAGGAAGGAGCUUUUCGAAGGAAGAGUUCUUAAUGAUGGGAUUCAUACAGACGAUGCUGACUUAAGUGUGACUUUGCUGUAGCUCUCUACUGCUUAUGAUGGUGAAAAGCUUAUGAACUCUCAGCCCAGACAUAGCCCUUUGGUAAAUAACUAAAGUGUUCUUACAGUUUCUACAAAGCCCACAAACCAACAUUUGGUAAGGAAUCAACAACUUCUUGCCAAAGAAAACAUAUUUUUGCCUUAUCAUCAUCAUCAGCUAAAGUUGAGUUUUAGAAUGUUUGUUUGGGUGUUGUUGACUCAUUUUAGAGAUGUAACUUCUUAAUUAGCUGUUGUGAGAUGUUCCAUGGGUCCUUGCAGAUAAAAACAAAAAGAACAUUGACUAUGAAAAAUCCUUUGUAGACAAGAAAACAAGACAAAAUAAAAGCAACAACAGUAUUCUAAGGGUCGCCUGCCUCCUGUUGAUGUGACCCUUUCUUACCAGCAUUGGCCAGGCUUGUCCAGCCUCACAUUGUGUUACAUAUUAUAAGAAUUUGAAUGCUUAUUGAGUAUCCGUACUUGAAUGAACAUUUAUAAAUGUAAUCAUUGCAGUCACUGGUUAAGAAUGUUUUAUAAUAUCCACAUGUGUUAUUUUUCACUGAUGAAAAUGUAGUUUGCUUUUUCCUUUCUUAGUGAAUGAAUGUUCAGUGUUUUUAUUUUCUACUUUUCUGAAGAACAGCCUCAAGCUGCACUGUGUUCCUCCCCAUUUGUAUAGUUUGCACUGAUUCACUUUUAUAGUUUCUGGUUGUGAGCCUAGCCUUUAACGGCUGAGCCAUCUCUCCAGCCCCUGGUUCAUUUUUAAUAGAGCAUUCUUAAAAUGUUUCUCCCCAUGUGAUGUUUAUUUGCAACAGCUUUUUCAAUAGUCAUUUAAAAAUUGCUGCUACUAAUAGAUGAUGGGGGGAGGAAAUAAUUAGAGAUCAAAUAUGUAGUCAUCUCCCUUAUACAAUCCAGUUUGCUCAUGGAUUUUGGCUAAUUUUUCCCUGGGUAAAUGAUACGACAUUAAUUCAUAUUGUAAUACUUUAUGAGUUCCUACAUUUUCAUGCCUCUUAAUAAAUGUACUGUUUCCCUU
Messenger RNA from Mesocricetus auratus (golden hamster), 2288 nucleotides. It is a transcript of the gene Akap7, whose product is annotated as A-kinase anchoring protein 7. The transcript has 9 exons. The record is from RefSeq and is a predicted model, not a curated record. Gene Ontology annotation, cellular component: cytosol. Gene Ontology annotation, molecular function: protein kinase A regulatory subunit binding. Bases 33 to 1265 code for a protein of 410 amino acids. Lineage: Eukaryota; Metazoa; Chordata; Mammalia; Rodentia; Cricetidae.